Messenger RNA from Coregonus clupeaformis (lake whitefish), 3054 nucleotides. RefSeq names its product transmembrane 9 superfamily member 2. Gene Ontology annotation, cellular component: membrane. The record is from RefSeq and is a predicted model, not a curated record. Gene Ontology annotation, biological process: protein localization to membrane. The transcript is spliced from 17 exons. Lineage: Eukaryota; Metazoa; Chordata; Actinopteri; Salmoniformes; Salmonidae. The coding region runs from base 139 to 2094 and encodes 651 amino acids.
ACGACGACGUGUUGGAUGUUAGCUAAUUAUCUAAGAUCAAUUGGCCGACAAGCUAGCUAACGUUAUUUUUCCUCGCAGAAACAAAAACGAAACUAGCUACAUACCGGGUGAAUUGAAAUUACCAACAAAACUGGGAUAAUGAAGACGCGGAUAGACACGGAUUUUGUACUUGUGUUCACGUUAGUUGCCUUCAGUACUUGUUCAGGAUUCUACCUUCCGGGUAUAGCCCCAGUGAGUUUUUGUGAAGACGGUAAAGGAGGUGACGAUUGUCAGACUCUCAUCCAGCUAUUUGUGAAUCGCUUGGACUCAGUGGAAUCAGUUCUGCCAUAUGAAUAUGACGUCUUUGACUUCUGCACAGAUAACGUGGAGAGGAGACCGUCUGAGAACCUGGGCCAGGUGCUAUUUGGCGAGAGAAUUGAGACCUCGCCAUACAAGUUCUCAUUCAAAAAAGACGAGAAAUGCCAGAAAUUGUGCACCAAAACCUAUGUGAAGGGUAAAACCGAGGAUAAGAACAUGCUGGACUUCCUCAAGAGAGGAAUGCAGUUGAACUACCAGCACCAUUGGAUUGUUGACAACAUGCCAGUCACCUGGUGCUAUGAGGUGGAAGACAGUCAGAAAUACUGCAAUCCUGGAUUUCCCAUUGGCUGCCUCAUCACCUCUGAGGGGCGGCCUAAAGAUGCCUGUGUCAUCAAUGGUGAGUUCAACAAGAAGGACACAUUUUACGUCUUCAACCACGUGGACAUCAAACUUACCUACCACAAUGGGGAGGGGGAGGGGUGGAGAGGAGCUCGCUUGGUGGCAGCCACACUGGAGCCCAAGAGUUUCAACAAUGCUGGUGCUGACAAACCGACAUGUGAAGGCCGUCCCAUGGAGGUUCCUGUACUGUUUAACAGUGACGUGAAAAUCACCUACACCUACUCUGUCACCUUCGAGGAAAACAAUGCCAUCAAGUGGGCCUCCAGAUGGGACUACAUUUUGGUCUCCAUGCCUCACACCAACAUCCAGUGGUUCAGCAUCAUGAACUCUCUAGUCAUCGUGCUUUUCCUGUCUGGCAUGGUGGCUAUGAUAAUGCUGAGGACCCUGCACAAGGACAUCGCCAGGUACAACCAGGUGGACCAGGAUGAUGCUCAGGAGGAGUCUGGGUGGAAGCAGGUGCACGGGGAUGUGUUCAGGCCUCCUACGAAGGGCAUGAUGCUUUCUGUGUUCCUCGGCCAGGGAACCCAGAUCUUCAUCAUGACUUUCAUCACCCUCUUCCUGGCCUGCCUGGGGUUCCUGUCUCCAGCUAACCGGGGGGCUCUUAUGACCUGUUCUGUGGUGCUGUGGGUUCUGUUGGGGACCCCUGCAGGAUACGUGUCAGCACGCCUCUAUAAGACUUUCGGUGGUGAGAAAUGGAAGCUCAAUGUCCUGUUGACAGCACUGUUGUGUCCAGGGAUUGUGUUUGCAGACUUCUUCCUGAUGAACUUGAUCUUGUGGGUGGAAGGGUCGUCGGCUGCCAUCCCCUUUGGCACGCUGGUGGCCAUCUUAGCUCUGUGGUUUGGCAUCUCCGUGCCCCUCACCUUCAUCGGUGCCUACUUCGGCUUCAAGAAACCUGCCAUUGAGCAGCCGGUGAGAACCAACCAGAUCCCCAGACAGAUCCCAGAACAGUCCUUCUUCACCAAGCCUGUCCCCGGGAUCGUCAUGGGGGGCAUCCUGCCCUUCGGCAGCAUCUUCAUCCAGCUCUUCUUCAUCCUCAAUAGCAUCUGGUCUCACCAGAUGUACUACAUGUUUGGUUUCCUCUUCCUGGUCUUCAUCAUCCUCCUCAUCACCUGCUCUGAGGCCACCAUCCUGCUAUGCUACUUCCACUUGUGUGCAGAGGACUAUCACUGGUGGUGGCGCUCAUUCCUGACCAGCGGCUUCACGGCGGUCUACCUGUUUGUCUACGCAGUCCACUACUUCUUCUCUAAGCUGCAGAUCGUUGGAGCUGCCAGCACCAUCCUCUACUUUGGCUACACCGCCAUCAUGGUGCUCAUAUUCUUCCUCUUCACAGGCACCAUUGGCUUCUUUGCCUGCUUCUGGUUUGUAAGUAAAAUCUACAGCGUGGUCAAGGUGGACUAACGGAUGGAGGGCCGGACUCCCUGCUCUCACAGUGCAGAGCUUCUACAGUGACCGCUUUGAGGAAAGGAAGCCCUUUUGAAUGACUUGAAACAUCACAUAUCUCAGAAAAUAUCUGGAGAGGAGAGGCCCUCAAACUUGAUAUGUUGCUGUCGUAAUUAUUUUAGCUUUUACCGUCUGUCUAACAUUAAUUGACGUUUUUGAUUUGACUUGCACCUUGAUCUCCGAGGUGAGUUCCAAAGAUCUAAGUUAGCGGGCGACUGGUUAGGGGAAGGUGGUGAAGGAUGAACCGAAAUGCAUUUAUUUUCCAUUUCUAAUGUAAAAAAAAAAAGAUCUUUAUUUUAUUUAGCUUUUAUAUUCUCAGAAACCCAAACGUCUAUUUUUGUUUUUCACCAACUCUGCUGUAUUGAGAAUAUAUAAAUGUUGAUAUUUAAAGAAUGUCAGCUAUAUGGAACUGUCCUUUAUAUGUUUGGGGUUUGUUGUUUUUAUAUCUGUGAGGUGAAGACGGGCUGUAGAAUCCUAACCAUUAAUGACCUGUACUAUCGUUUUACAGCAAUGGAUACUGUAUAACUAUGACCCAGCCAUGAUGAAAUCUGUUUGUUCUUGUUAUUUUUAUGGCUAUAUUUUGGUUUAUAUGAAAAUAAGAACCUAGUUAGAAGCACAUCUUUAUGGUAGAUUAAUUUGCUAUAACAGUGGAAAUUUAAGGCCAAGCUUAUGACUCAUUGAUAUGAUUUGUUUGUAUGUAUUGUAACAUCUCACAUGGCACAGGAGAAAGCACCUUGGUGGAUGAUGAUGAUACAUAUGCAUUACAGUAUAACCGUUUAGACGUUUAUUUCUUAUUAGGUAACUUACUGUAACUAGAUCUAAAAAUCCUGCUGCUUUUUCUAUUUAUUAGUGCGGGGUCAUUACCUAAGGUGAAAACGUCUUUACAAAUAAAUACAUUUGAUUUAACUGGAAACUAAA